UGGAUCAAGUAGGAACUUGCUUAGCUGGAUGCUUUGUGCUGGGAUUGGGAGCAGCCUGCAAGAGAGAGAGCACAGACACCACCAGACAGGAAGAGAGGCAGAGAGGGAGGAGGCCAAAGGCUGCCCUGCUCACCACUAGGAGAGGAAAGAUUUGAGAGAGGAGGGGUGAGAGAAGAAAAAAGGGGAGUAUCCCGUCUUGUCUGCCUGCCCUUCUGUGCUACUGCAGCCCUCCCUCCCCCCUCCCUCUCUCUAUCAUUCUCUUUCUCUCUCUUUCCCCUUACUCAUCUGUUUCUGUGGCUGUGCUGAGAGGAAGGGCACCUGCCGCUCCCUGAUGAUUCAGCCUUUCAGCUACUUGGAGCUCCACAGACAAGGCAGCAUGUCCCUCCUGCCACUGCAGUGCCUGACCAUCCUGUCCUCUGCACUACAGCUACUGCAGCUGGCCCAUCACGCCAACACUGCCUCUUCUGCCCAAGUGCUCAGGUGAGUGAGUGCUACUAUUCCACCACUGCUCUCUGGUAGACCAUGCAGAACAUUUAAAGGACUCCAAUUCUCUGGCAAUCUUUUUUUUGUUUUUGCCUGCAGCCAAUUUGACGAUUCUAUUUAUAGACUGAUUGCGUUUCCUGUGAGAAAGCAUGAGUAAGGAAGCCCUUUUCCUCGUGUGCAGAAGGCUGUCUACAUAACCUCCCAGACUGUUAACAAGGUUCGACUCACCCCUGAAGAGUACCUUCCUCUCAAAUCCCAGCUCUGACUCUGCAGCCUCAUGAUGGAAAACGUAGUCGAGGAGACCGGUGGCAGACAGCCACUGUGUGAUGCUCUGAGUUACUAGUUGAGGUGCUCAGAGACCCCUUCAUCCAGCAGUUGGACAGGAUGACUGAGGGAAUGGAGGACUCCUCUGCAGGGCCAGCUCCCCCUCCUGGAUCGGCCUCCCCCACCAGCUCUACUGUUGAUACUGGACAAGUCCCCGAGGAGAAACCAGAGGAGACAGAGGCAGCUGGUGGGGAGAGUGGGGAGGAAGAUGCGGAGGGAGGUGGAGGUGGUGGUGGUGGUGAUGGUGAUGAUGGGGAGCAUUUGGGAGCUUUGGGAAUUGUGGCCUUGCCAGGGACCUGCUGUGUGUGCAUAGAGAUGGAACAGAUUAACAAUUGCCUGCACUCUGAGAAAAUCUGCAUUCUGCCCAUCCUGGCCUGUCUGCUUAGCUUAGCCCUCUGCACAGCUGGCCUCAAAUGGGUCUUUGUGGAUAAAAUCUUUGAGUACGAACCACCCACACACUUAGAUCCCAAACGCAUCGGACAGGACCCAAUUAUCAUAUCAGUGACCCCCACGCUGGGAAUAACUGUGUCGCUUCCUCAUUCAUCUUUUGUCUCCUUGACCACCGCCAUUACCCCGGGACGUCCUGACGUCUUAGUGGAAGAGAAAUCUACACGAGGGCCGUACGUGCCUCAGCCUCCACGAGUGACUCUGUCCGAUCCCUCCGUUACACUGAAAUACACCGUUGAACGUCCCACCGUCCCAAAGCAGACUCCCCACCCUCAGACAACACAGGAAUUAAACGACAUCAUCAUCCCAACAAUCUCUGCCACCAGCACCACCACUACAGCCAAGACCUCCAGUCACGUGACCCGCUGCAGUGACAACCAGAGGAACUACUGUGUUAAUGGAGGGGAGUGCUUCACCCUUGAAAUCAUGCCAGGCAGCACAAAGUUUCUUUGCAGGUGUCCAAAUGAAUUUACUGGGGAUCGUUGCCAAAACUAUGUAAUGGCCAGCUUUUACACUGAGGAGCUGUAUCAGAAACGCAUUUUAACAAUAUCAGGAAUCUGCAUUGCACUCCUAGUCGUUGGAAUCAUGUGUGUGGUUGCCUACUGCAAAACAAAGAAGCAGAGGAAGAAGCUCCAUGACCGUCUGAGGCAGAGCCUGAGGAAUAAGAGGAACAACAAUACCAAUACUGGUAUUGGCCCCAACCUGGCAAACUCAGCCAGAGGACAUCAGAUUCCUAACUUGCCUCUUCAAGAUUUGCAGCUUAUCAAUCAAUGUAAUGGGACAACUAUGCACCAUGCAGCUGAGAGGGAGACCGAAACAACCCUGUCCACAAGCAAAAAUGCUUUAUCUGCGCAUGAACACACCACAUUCACCCACAUCUCUAGCCAAAGGUUUGUACCUGCCAUGACAACCCCGACUCAGCUGUCUCCAGUGUCCCUGGUCUCGCCUGCAACUCCAGGGUCUCCUCCAUCAGAGAUGUCGGCCCCACUGUCCAGCCUGGCAACCUCUGUCCCCUCUAUGGCUUUAAGCCCCUCUGGUGAGGAGGAGCGCCCCCUGCUUUUGUCAAACACACAUCAGCCGCGCAAGUCCUUGAGCCGAGACGAACAGAAGAGGACCUCCGCCCACUACAACCAUGGCCAUGUGGCACACAGCUUACCACCUAGCCCGCUGUAUACUAUGGAGAAUGGUUACCACGGUGACCACGCCACCACAGCUGACAGCCAUGUGUUCUCAGCAUCACCUGAGAAGCAAUUUAACACAAACAAUAACAUCAACAGCUUCAGCACCAAAAGAGUCACCAAUGGCCAUGUGCUGCAUAACGCGGAGUCCAGUGGUGACGGCAUGCUAGUGAGUGAAACAGAGGAGUCUCAUGGGGAACACACACCUUUCCUUACUACAGAUAGCACUACAGCCCUGUUGCUCAGGGCUAUGGACAGCAGCAGGACUAACCCAGCACCACCAAAUGAUGACCUGCAAUACGAGUCAUCCAGUUACACCACCAAACAAGAUCCAGUUGCUGUGUGAAGUUAAAAGAAAUGGCUGAGAAUCCUUUAUGUUGAGGGAAAAAAAGGAAUAGUCACUAUUAAACCUUUAUUUUCUAUAAAUCGUUUGCUGUGUAAAGACUUUUAAAGAUAAAUGAAACUUUUAUUUUAGUGAUGUAGUAAAUAAAGACUUUUUAUAUAAAAAAAAAAUGUACAAAUGUGUUCAUGUCUUGUAGGUAAAGUGCCAUACACUAGUAUGUAGCAACAGUUCACGGUAUGUUUCAGUGCAGAAAAAUAUCAAUGGUGCCUUUCUGUUUAGUAUGCUUAAAGGGAAGUGCAGCAUUGCAUACUGGGCCAUAUAUUCACCAUCUUAAUCUUCCAGUUAACAAUCAAAAAACAACUAGCUGGCUGCUUUUAACGUCCUGCAGUUGGAAGUGCUCACUGACACAACAGUUUGAUAUGAAACUUAUACGAGGUGCAUGCUAUGUCCUUGAAUGCUGUGAUGGAAUAAUGAGCAAUUGAUGUGGUUUCUUCUCCAGCCAUUUGACCUGGUACUGAACUUGAAAGAAUAAAUAAUGAAUCAGCUCAUUACCUUGCAUUUGAUGUUACAAAUCAUACUGGUUUUAUUCAUCACCAUCUAAUCUGGAAUCCUGCUGGUGAAUGAAUAUUAUAGCUGUUAGAUAAAGGUGCAAUCACUAAAGUCUGGCUCUGUAGUGUUACUAAUACUGGCACUUAUAUGCUUAACAUAACCCCAAGGAUUUUUCAUUUUAGUAAAUUCUAUAAUUGAUCUGCAUAAUUCAAGUGUACUAUGUCUAUGUUAAAGGGUACUGAACUGGUCGAGUAUUGCACUUACAUAAUGUUUAAGGACUGACAAGGGACAGAUUAAAAAAAAACAAAAAACAGAUACAAUGGUCAUUGAAACAUCAGAAGCCUAAAUAUCCUGACUUAAAGUAAAGUCAUGAUCAAUGCUGGAUCCUACGUUUCUCAUAACGCUUGAAUGUAUCUUUUUGAAAGUAAAGUUUCAUUUCUUUCUAAGCUGGCAGGUAUCCACAUGUUCACAGUGUGCAAACUGACUCAGAUAAGGUGGUGCCAUCAAAUAAAAAUAACUGCUAGCAUGAAGACCUCUAUGGCUUUAUUUCUUCAAGAGAACACUCCAAUAACUUGUGUGUCCUCCAUCACCAAUAUGAUAUUACUGAUUGCAUCUUUAAAUGCAAUAAUAUCUACAUAGUGUGUAUCAAUGGAAGACUGAAUAUAUGGCUCAUUUCGUCCUUUGUGUGUUCCUAAUGCAGUUUGGGGAUUCAAGAAAUAGCUAAAAAAAUAUGGUUAACUGCUUUUAUUUGUUCAGUCAUAUCUCUGGUAUGAUAGACAUUUUUUUUUUUUUCAAAUUCAACUUGUUACAAUUUUCAAAACAAUAAAUGCAUACACACGUAUACACACGUAUGCACUUAUUUUUUGACUUAUUCUUACCCCAGCUUGUGUUCACAUGUGCAGUCUCAAUGUAUGUGUGAUUUAAAAAAAGAAAUUUUGACAAUGUCUGCCAACAUGAGACUGUCACCACUUGUAGACUUUAGAAUAAACAGAUUUACGAAAAGUAAAUAAAGAUAACCAUUAUUGGGCUCUGUAAUCAACCAUAGUUUCUUAAAAUGUAUGUAUGUAGCAUCAGCAGUUAGCCUAGCAUAUGAGUAAGUAUGAUGACAUAGAUGUGCUGCUCCAUGAUUACUGUUUUAAUGGUGGCCAUACUUCUGUAUUUUAUAUUUAUUAUUUUAAGAUGAUUUAUUAUUUAUUUGAUUAUCAUUACAAGCAUUAAUUACUGAUUUUAGUAUAUACAUUUAUAUUCUAACAAACAUGAUUUAAAGAUGUAAAAUAUAUAUUAGCCAUCUGUCACAUGGUCAUUGGUACUAAAUAGAAAACAACUACUUGCAUAUUUUGUCACUUGUAUGCUUAACAUAACUCACAAUGCAUUGCUUUUGGGUCUAGGAGUGUCUUCAAAUGAUGUAAAUACACCAUGAAAACCUU
Messenger RNA from Sebastes umbrosus (honeycomb rockfish), 4751 nucleotides. RefSeq names its product neuregulin 1 (gene nrg1). The record is from RefSeq and is a predicted model, not a curated record. Bases 868 to 2778 code for a protein of 636 amino acids. Lineage: Eukaryota; Metazoa; Chordata; Actinopteri; Perciformes; Sebastidae. The transcript is spliced from 7 exons. Gene Ontology annotation, molecular function: protein tyrosine kinase activator activity; chemorepellent activity. Gene Ontology annotation, biological process: cell differentiation; nervous system development; intracellular signal transduction.